AUGGCUUCCAAAUUCUGGCCCAAAGGCGGCCUCCCCGGCCUCCUACACCACUAUACCGAAACCCUCGUCACCUUCGAAUACACUAGCACGCCCACCCCCAAACCCAACAGCCUCAUCUUCAUCGGCGGCCUCGGUGACGGCCUUUCCACAACCUCCUACACAGCAGAUCUCGUCCGGGCCCUCGCCCCAACAACCUGGUCCCUCUUCACCCUAAACCUAACAUCCUCCCACCAAGGCUGGGGCCUCGGCCACCUCGACCGCGACACCAACGAGAUCGCCCAGUGCGUGCAGUACAUCCAGUCAUACAAGCGUGACCUACUCCCGUGCGACAAGGGGGGCAAAGUCGUCCUCAUGGGCCAUUCCACAGGCAGCCAGUGCGUGCUGCACUAUCUGUCUCGGGAGAAUCCGCACGCGGGACCCGCGCCGGCGUUCGAUCCGGAUCUGGUCAAUGUGGUGCGACCCGCUGUGGAUGGGGCCAUCAUGCAGGCGGCGGUGUCGGAUCGUGAGGCGAUGCAGUGCGUUCUAGAUGGUGGUAUCGGGGAUCGGUCAGCGGAGGAGUGUCGGCGGGUUUAUGAGAAGAUGGUGAGCUUGGCGCGCGAGGCGGAGAAGGCGCGUGGUGUGGGUGGGGAGGAUGUUGUCCUGCCGCUGGAGUUGACGAGUGUGAUUUACCCUGGGCUGACGGCUGUGAGCGGGCGGCGGUUCUUGAGCCUCGUUAGUCCUGAGAGUCCGGCUACGCCGAGAGAGGAUGAUCUGUUUAGUUCGGAUAUUGGGGAUGCGGUGCUGAGGGGGACCUUUGGGAUGAUCUCGACGUACAUGCUUCUUGUAGGAUUGGAAUACACAAUCUCAAAUUUCACGGACGAGGAUCGUGUUGCAUAA
Molecule: messenger RNA, 876 nt
Organism: Aspergillus campestris IBT 28561
Lineage: Eukaryota; Fungi; Ascomycota; Eurotiomycetes; Eurotiales; Aspergillaceae
Gene: sidJ
Product: putative siderophore biosynthesis lipase/esterase
Exons: 3
Coding region: 1-876 (291 amino acids)
Source: RefSeq, a predicted model, not a curated record